AUGGAUUAUGUUGGGGAGGAGGUCACGGAUUUUACAAACUGGUUUGGAGAUUUAUUGACAAAAAACCAGAUAGAAGUGGUGGAAGAAGCAGCAAUGGUUGCUUGGCGUAUAUGGAUGGCCCGUAAUGAUAUCCUUUGGAAUAAUAAAAGUAUUAAAGCUUUUGAUGAUGUUAAAUUGGCUAGGACUAAUCUUGUUAGUUGGAGAAAUGCUCAGAAUCAAAGAUCAGAUCUAUUACUUAAUGUCAAUUAUAGUAAUGAUACAAAGCAUUGGAGAAAGCCAGUUGUUCAUAAAUACAAGAUCAAUGUUGAUGGCGGUAUUUUUGAAGCUGAAAAUCGUUUUGGUGUGGGAAUGGUCAUUCAGAAUCAGAAUGCUCAACUAGUUGAAGCUGUGUCAAUUAGUAAAGUUGGUGUGGUGACUCCAGAAAUUGCUGAAGUUAUUGGGGUUAAGGAGGCUCUAAGCUGGAUAAAAAAACAUAGCCUUUCUGAUGUUGAAAUCGAAACUGACUCCUUAGUAGUUGUUCAAGCUAUUAACGGGGAGAUUCAUAUGCCAUCUCAAUUUGGGCUGCUCAUUGUGUUGCGAGACAGUCUUGUUUAA
Messenger RNA from Cannabis sativa, 594 nucleotides. RefSeq lists its product as uncharacterized. Lineage: Eukaryota; Viridiplantae; Streptophyta; Magnoliopsida; Rosales; Cannabaceae. Bases 1 to 594 code for a protein of 197 amino acids. The transcript is spliced from 2 exons. The record is from RefSeq and is a predicted model, not a curated record. Gene Ontology annotation, molecular function: nucleic acid binding; RNA-DNA hybrid ribonuclease activity.